AUAGCGCGUGUAAAGUGGAUUUGAACUUGCAGCCGGUGCUGAGAGGAGGAAGAGGUCCGAGCAGCAGACAUCACUGCAGAAACAGGCGCUGUCACACUGUGUGCGGUUUGUUUGGGACCUGCGUGGAUUUUCUUCUGGAAAAGUUUGAAGUGAUAAAGCAGCACGAGCCAAGUGGACUUUUAGAUUUUUUUUUAUUUUUAGGAUUUACAAGAUUGUGUUGAGAUGCUUCUACACGUCCUCACACACCUGCUCUGCCUGGUGUGUUUGUGUUCCGCUCGUCCUCAACCAGGAUCCUGUCUUCCAGCACCACCACACACAAUGACGAUACACACGAACCCUCCUGUGACCGGCUCUCUGGCAAGCCGGGUGGUGCUUCCCUGCCACUUCUCCAUCCCAAGCGGCCCGACACACACUCCUCCACCCGGACCUCCCGUCCUCGCCGCUCACACCACCCUGAAUCCCGCAGAGGAGCUCAGGAUCAAGUGGACCAAACUGGAGGAAGCAGGAGAGAAGGUGGUGCUGGUGGCGCAGGGAGUGGUGGUGAAGGUGGGGCAGGACUACAGGGGCAGGGUGUCGGUGCCCAGCCAUCCGCUGUCUGUCGGGGACGCCUCCCUGAUCAUCGUGCGGCUCAGGGCCAGCGACGCAGGGCUUUACCGCUGUGAGGUCAUGCACGGGAUGGAGGAUACCCAGGACACCGUCAGCCUCAACGUCACCGGCGUGGUGUUCCACUACAGAGCCAACACCAGCAGAUACACUCUGGAUUUUUCUGAAGCUGUGGAGGCGUGUCGCUCCGUAGACGCCCACAUCGCUACACCUGAACAGCUCGCUGUUGCUUUUGAGGACGGCUUUGAUCAGUGUGACGCAGGAUGGCUCUCCGACCAGACCGUCAGGUACCCAAUCACAGUUCCUCGUCCCGGCUGUGCAGGUAAUCUGAUGAGCAAACCAGGAGUGAGAACGUACGGCGUCCGCGACCCCACGGAGAAAUACGACGUCUACUGCUACGUAGAUAAAAUACACGGUGACGUCUUCUACCCUCCCUCCCUCAAGGAUAAAGUCACCCUGGAGCAGGCGAGACAAGAGUGUGUGAAGCACGACGCGGUGUUGGCGUCACCCGGUCACCUGUUCGCAGCCUGGAGGGCCGGACUCAACCGCUGUGACUACGGCUGGCUGUCUGACGGCAGCGUCCGCUACCCUGUCACCGUCCCCAGGCCGCAGUGUGGAGGAGGCCUGCUGGGGGUUCGCACGCUCUACAAGUUUGAAAACCUAACAGGGUUCCCGGACCCCACUGACAGGCACGGACUGUACUGCUUCAAAGCUAAAGAACCAGAGCCGACUACUGAGAGUCCACCGAUGAUCCCAGCUGAGUACAAACCUGACAGCCCCGUAUACGCUCCACACACUCCAACACCCAGACCAGCCCUAGUUCCUGAAAGAGCUGAAAUUCAAAGAGCCCCCACAGCCGCAGCACACCAACACACCUCCCCUCACACCACAGUCAACGUGAUCCCCACUGUCAUAUUAGAUGACUACGAUAUUCGAGGUUUUGACUCGCACAAAGUAGAGUCGGUACCAGUUAGAGAAGACAUUUUGCUCCCCAUGCAGCUCCCUCCUUUACCCACCACCCGCUCCCAGCCCGCACACCUUGACAUCUCCCACGGGGGAACGGAGGCAGGCCAGGUGGGGUCAGGCCAAGGGGAGAGCAGCGGCAGCGCUGAUGGAGGCAGCAGUGAUGACAGCUCAAGUGGCGCUGAGGUGGGAGUAGUGGUGACCCCAACACAGGUGUGGGUGGAAGCAACGUCCAGACUGUCACAGCUUCUAGAGACCGCUCCAGGGGUGGUCAUUCCAGAAAUCCACAUCCCAGGAUCAGACGUCACUGCUGGGGCCGGAGAGGAGGGGCAACAACCGGCUGUUGUUUUUAAAGAAGACGUCACCUCUGGAACUCCACCGACGUUUGACCUCGACCCAUCACUGGCUCUUCCUGUAGACAGGGAGUCUUCAGCCAAACCACCUUUCCAUCUCAUCAUCGUCAGCUUGCACGACCAAAAUCAGUCAAUUGACCAGAUCGUGGACAUCUUAAAGCAGCCUGUGGUCGAUGGCUCCCACUUACAAUUCCCACGGAUCACUGACCUGUCGCAGAUCUCUAGUGAAGCUGUUCUCCACAGCAGCGGAGACCUCGACUCUCUGGACGCUUCCCCCAUCAGCCUGCCUCCAACUGUCAGCUUUGUCAAUGGAAAACAUGAGGUGACAUUUGCUCCAAAGCUGCCGGAGGAAGCCAGAGGAGACCAGUUUGAGACAGCCACACCUGUUCGGGUAGAGGAGGUGCCAGAAGAAGAAGAAGAAGAAGAAGAAGAAAAAGAGAAAGAGGUGGAGGAGGAGAGCGUGACGACCUUUGACUACGGUGUCAUAGAAAUCCAAACAGAAGAGACACCUACAGAGGAGACACCCAUAGAGGACACCAGUGAGACAAUCCCUCAUCCAGAUACAUACCCAGAUGUAGUUCCAGACUUGGGCGUUGACGGUGACACGGCCCCUGAUGUCUUUCCUGACUUAGAGGAAGUCAAAACUCAAGAACCAGGUGAUCAGACAGCAACAAGAACCACCACCAUGACCCCGUAUAUUCACUCAGUGUCAUCAGCAGCACCCACCACACCAUCAGGACCAGUCCCUCCCAGUGUCUCCCAGCCUGUCACCAUUGGAAUCUCCACCUACGAGGACAUGGAAGGCUCUGCAAGCCGUGGCAUUGAUGAGACUACACAGGAGGGCUCUGCAGACGGCGCUCUGCCCACCCCGGCUGUAGGAAGCCAGUCUGGUGUCAUGACUGAUGAGACAGAAAUUGGAGGGACGGAGCUUCCUACUCUAAUACCAGACACACAGUCACCAGAGACAACCACACAGACACAGACAGAAGACUUUGAAGGAUCUGCCUCUGGAGAGGACGAAGCGUCAGGACAAGACCCACAGGAGACGCCCAGCUUUGCCAGCACGCUAUCACCGACACCUGCAGCAAGUACGACAGUAACAGAAGGGCCUGUAGUUGUGCCGGCUGUUGACACAGUCACAGAAGCAGACUCAGGUGCGGAGCAGCUGUCCAGAGAGGGGGAGGUUUCUGGGGAGCAGGGUGGUCUGGUUGACCCUCAGAGAGAGGUCACUUUUACUGUUUUACCAGAUGUGGCAGCUGUGACUUUUGAGGAUCAAACCACACUCGCCACAGACAUUAAGGACGUGACCUCAGAGCCUAGCACCCCAGAAUUCUCCACACACCCCUCCCAUGUUGCCACAGAUGAUAAGAAACAUCCCGCUGUUAUGGCCGAGCCUGCAGCCACAACCCCUGAAGACCACACCUCACCUGCCAGUGAGCUGCACAGAGACCAGACUGAGCAUUCUACCACCAUCUCCACCCAGACGAUGCUUUCCACCACCUCGCCCUUGUACACUUUCGACCGCAUCACCCACUCCAUCCCCCAGUGGGCUCUGAGCCCCGACCCCGCUGCCACACCUCUACCAGAUGAUGAAUUUGUGGACUAUGACACAGAGAUUGCCCCCCUUCUGCCAGAGUCACGCCCUCCGAUACCAGAAAGGAUCCUCACAGCCACAGAGCACCCAGACAGCACCACUUAUUCUGUGGAGGCCAGCACUGUGAACGUCCAAGAUCUGCUGCCGUGCUCAACCAGUGUGUGUCACAAUGGAGGCUCCUGCUUCCAAAGGGGGGAACAAAAUAUCUGCGUGUGUGCACCUGGAUACACUGGGCAGCUCUGUGAAAUAGAUGUUGAUGAGUGCCAGUGUAACCCGUGUCUAAAUGGAGCCACCUGUCUGGAUGGAGUCAACUCCUUCACCUGUCUCUGCCUGCCCAGCUACUCAGGAGAGCUCUGUGAACAAGACACUGAGGUUUGUGGAUUCGGUUGGCAGAAGUUUCAGUCUCACUGCUACAAGUACUUCACACACCGCCGGACGUGGGAUGCUGCUGAGAGGGAGUGUCGGCUGCACGGUGCCCACCUGGCCAGCAUCCUGUCACAGGAGGAGCAACUGUUUGUCAACCGUCUGGGCAGUGACUACCAGUGGCUCGGCCUGAACGACAAGAUGUUUGAGAGAGACUUCAGGUGGACUGAUGGAAACCCAAUGCAAUACGACCACUGGAGGCCGAACCAGCCGGACAGCUUCUUCCAGUCAGGAGAGGACUGUGUGGUGAUGAUCUGGCACGAGGGAGGACAGUGGAACGACGUGCCCUGCAACUAUCACCUGACCUUCACCUGCAAGAAGGGGACAGUCUCAUGCGGGCAGCCCCCUGUGGUGAAGGAUGCUCGUGUGUUCGGGGCCAUGAAGCCUCGCUACGAGAUCAGUACCCUGCUCCGCUAUCACUGUAAACAGGGCUUCAUCCAGAGACACGCCCCGACUAUACGCUGCCGGGCCAACGGCCAGUGGGACAUGCCCAAAGUCACCUGCACGAGCCCCGCCACCUACCACAGGUCAAUCAGUCUCCGGCGCCGCAACAAUCAGAACAACGAGCUACAGAACCUGCACUAUAACCACCACAUCCAUCACACCAAGAGUCAUCAGAAACACAAUCAAAACCAAGAGCAGCAGAAGAGUUACAACUUCUUUCAGAGCUUGUGGACCCCUUUCCAGAGGGAGAAGAGGCACCAGCAGCAAACACACGUCGGGGACCAGAUGAGACACUGAUUGGGUUUGUGGGUUUGUAAAUGAGUGUUGGCAGCCGAGCACAGUAGGCUGGCUACGUCGGUCCAGAGGCAUCGAUAGACAGAGAGACGAACUGUCUAUCGAUGCCUCUCUGAAGGACAAGAGGCGUGUUUUACCCGUGCAUUGUCCCCAGAAACACUCCAGGAUCUGAACUGUAACACUAGAGAGAUUUAAGUUUCAUGUGUAAAGUUAGCUCACUGAUUAUAUCAAGUCACAACGCUCUAAACAAGACGGCUGGUGCCUUAAUGGCUUCACUGUGUGGUCGUCUUAAUGCACCACAUCAGCGGCCUGUGAGUCAGAGUUCAUGACCUGACAGAGGAUCUGAACAGCCUGUCAGUCCGUCUUAUUUUAAAGGUGCCCUGUGGAUGAAAAUUAACAUUCAUUGUUUUGUAUCCUUGAGGCCUCACAAGUUUUUCACAAUAAUCACAGAAAUGUUUGUGGUUUAUUUUUAUAAGAGCGAGCCCUGUAGUUUAGAGACUUUACAUAAUGUUACUGACAGACUAUGAAGCACAGAAGCAUAAUGCAUUCACUGAAGAAAAGAAAUCACACUCUGUUUUUCGAGAUUAUUAUCUCACAAUUAUGAGAAGUUUUUUAUGGGAAAUAUUCUGCUGUUGUUUUUUCUGAAUCAAGAAGAUAAUCUCAGACAAACAAGAAUAUAAGAAAUUAUUAUCUCGUUAAUUUGGAAAAACGAGCAGAUUUUUUUCCAUAAACUUUUUUUCACAGAAUUCUAAGAUAAUAAACACAAGAAUUGGCAAGGUUAUUAUCUCGUUAAUUUAGAUUCAGAAUUUAUUAAAAAAAAAAAAAAUUAAGGAUAGAUCAUAAUCUGGUAAAGAAAUCAGCAUCUUUUUUUUAAUUAAAUGUUCUUUAUGGAAUUUUAAGAUGAAAAAAACAAAACAAGAAUUCACAAAAUAUUUUAAUAAAUUAACAACAGGUGAUAAUUAUUCAUUUUUUUCAUGACAUUUUGUCUCAGAAUCCUGAGAUUAAAAAAAAAAGAGAAUUUCCAAGAUUAUUUAUCUUGUAAUUUAUGAGAUUAUUAUCUUGUUAUUAAAAAAAAAGGCAGAUUUUCUUUAAUAAAAUGUCAUCUCAGAAUUUUGAGAUACUAAAAGAACAAAUAUUUCCAGGAUUAUGACCUCAUUAAUUUACAAGGUUGUUAUCUUGUUAAUUCAGAGAACAAAAGCAAUUUUUGUUAUUCAUAGAAUCUUUUCUCAGAAUUUUAAGAUGAUAAAAACAAGUAUUUUCCAACAUUAUUAUCUUCUUAAUUUAGGAAAUGAUUAUCUUGUUAAUUCAGAAAAACAAGAACAGAUUUUUUUCUCAGAAUUCUGAGAUUAUUUUAAAAAAAAAGAAUUUACAAGAUGAUUAUUUUAGUCAUUUAUGAGAUAAUUAUCUUGUAAACUGAGACAAACGAGUACUUUUCUUAAUUUAUACCUUUUUUUUUUCAAAAGUGAAUUUACAAGAUUAACAUUUCGAUAAUUCAGAAAAACGAGCAGAAUUUUUUUCCGAAAAUUUCCACUCAGAAUUCGGAGAUAAUAAAAUAACAAAAAUUUGGAAAUCAUUACCUCAUUAUUUUCGAGAUUGUUAUGUUUUUUAAUUCAGGAAAAUGAGAGCAAAUAUUUUAUUCAUACAUUUUUUUCUCAAAAUUCUGUGACAAUAAAAAACAAAUAUUUUCCAACAUAAUUAUCUUGUUAUGUACAAGAUUAUUAUCCUGUAAAUUUAGGAGAUAAUUUUCUUGUAAACUGACACAAACAAAAGCACUUUAUUCAUAAAAGUUUUCUCGGAAUUUUGAUAUAGCUAAAAAAAAAAAGAAUAAAAGAUUAAUAAUAAAAAAGAUUAUUGAUAUUGAUUAUUAUCUCCAUAAUUCAGAAAAACAGCAGAAUUUCAUUUUAGAAUUUUGAGACAAUAAUCUUGUUAAUUCAGAAUAAUAUUUCAAAUAUUUCUUUCUGAAGCAAAUGCAUUAUGCUUCCAUAUUAGAGAGCAUGAAUUCAUCACUUUAAAUUAUUAUCAUAGAGCAUUUUCCACUUUGUCCAGUUUCAGUUUGUUGCUGCUUAUCAGGACCCAUUUUUACUGGCUGAUUUCCACAUGUAGAUUUUUGUACAAAAUAUUUUUAGCUGAGAAAAGUUUUUUAAAUAAAAAGGAGAGGUGAGAUUUAAAGAGACAGCACACAGAGCUGGAGGGGAGAUUAUUAUGAAUGUGUGUGUGUGCUAUAAUAUAGAUACUAUAUGAAGCCAUAUAAAUUUAACUUAUUGUAUACUUUAAAACUAUGAAUGGACUGUGAUAUUAAAUAAAGGUCAUUGGAACUGAA
Epinephelus moara (kelp grouper) is the source of this 6994-nucleotide messenger RNA. RefSeq names its product versican b (gene vcanb). Gene Ontology annotation, biological process: cell adhesion. Lineage: Eukaryota; Metazoa; Chordata; Actinopteri; Perciformes; Serranidae. The transcript is spliced from 16 exons. Gene Ontology annotation, molecular function: calcium ion binding; hyaluronic acid binding. Bases 223 to 4677 code for a protein of 1484 amino acids. The record is from RefSeq and is a predicted model, not a curated record.